Aspergillus lentulus is the source of this 999-nucleotide messenger RNA. RefSeq lists its product as uncharacterized. Lineage: Eukaryota; Fungi; Ascomycota; Eurotiomycetes; Eurotiales; Aspergillaceae. The record is from RefSeq and is a predicted model, not a curated record.
AUGAACCCCCUGCGGUAUCUGGCCCCUCCCCGACCCUUUGGGGACAUCUCAAACUCCACCCAGGAGGAGAUCGAGGGGAGAGAGUUAUUUGCGAGUUGUCUCUUAAAUCAUUCACACAUGAGCAUGUCAGAUUCAGACAGAGAUGCCAUCCGCGCAUACAGAGAUGCAUGCCGCCGUCUUGAUAUCGGGGACAGCCAGACGCGCGAAAGCGACAUGCAAGCCGUUAGAGAAUACGAGCAAUCGCUACAAACCAACGGGCCAGCGAAUCUUUGUUUUGAUCUGGCUACCAGGACCAAGAUGGGUGAGGAACUCGAUAAUCUCUAUGAUAUGUGGAGCUAUGUCCGUUAUGAAAAGUACCUCCCCGCCACGGUCAAGGAAGAUGCGGAGAAGCAUCCCUCGGCUAAAGUCUCGGAUCCCUGGCACAAGGCCUUCUGGAAGCCAUUCUAUGGACGCCUCGAAGCCGAGGCAGACGCGUGGGCUCAAGUCAUGUCGGGCAAGAACCACCUCAACGAAUGCCCAACUUACCUUCUGCUGGCCCUGUUGUGUGAGCAGCAAACCAUGGACUGGGAUGAAACAGUCGCGCUGAUCAGAUACUGCGCUGUGGAGGGUGUCGAACUCCCGAAAGCAGAUUUUGUGGAUUACUUGAAGGCCAAAGAUGUGGCUGGUCUCGCGAAGAGGCUGGAACUCGAUGAAAACACCAUCGCCUUGUCCACAGAGUAUGUCAUGGGCGUUGGCACGAUGCUCCUCGCGUACUUCAGGAUGCAUCUUCCUGAAGCGCUGUACGAGUGUGAAGAGGAUCUUGACCCGGAAAGAUGGGUUCCUAAGAAGCGAUUGGACGAUUUGAUGGCGCUCCAGGACGGACACGAGCAAGCGAUCCAGGAGUUAAUACGGGAGAUCUUCUAUGAGAUGGUCCUCGGUGGAUCUGAUGAUGAUGACGAGGAGGGUUGGGACGAUGAUGAUGAUACGGAUGAGGACGAUAUCAUGGAUGAGGCUGAUUGA